AUGUUUUCUAAAGGUAAUAACUGUUUAUCUGGUAUUAGAUUUUGGGUAUGUAGUAAUAAUGUAAAGCAAAGCCGCUGUGCAGAAACGAGUGAAUGUACCGAUCAUGAAUCGAAAACAAUAUGGAAGGUUUUGAGCUACAACGUUUGGUUUCGUGAAGAUGUCGAGAUACACGAGAGGAUGAAAGCACUCGGCGACCUUAUCGAACUCCACUCCCCGGAUGUUAUAUGUUUUCAGGAGGUCACCGCAGGUAUCUACGAAAUUUUCCGGCGAUCAAAUUGGUGGAAAGGUUACAUGUGCUCGAUUUCAGAUGACGAGGCCUUUUCGGGAUGGCGAUACUUUUGCAUGCAGUUGCAGCUAUGCAAACUGCCGGUAAAAUCGUACAGCUGCAAGCCUUUCCACAAUUCGAUAAUGGGGCGAGAACUUUGCAUUGCGGAAGUCCAAAUGCAGCAGCCAAACACGGCACUAGUCAUUGCCACAAGCCAUUUAGAAAGCCCUUGCCCGAGGCCUCCGGAAUGGGAUCAAAUGUACAGCAAUGAACGCGUUUUUCAGGCGAAAGAAGCUGUUAAAUUUCUCGACAACAACAGUCGGAACGUGAUAUUCUGCGGUGAUAUGAAUUGGAAUGAUGAACUAGACGGGCCUUUCCCAAAGCCCGAAGGAUGGUUAGAUGCAUGGACCGAGCUAAGGCCCGGAGAAAUUGGAUACACUUACGACACGAAAUCGAACACUAUGCUGACUGGGAAACGCGCGAUACAAGAACGGCUCGAUCGGUUUUUGUGCAAAUUGAAGGAUUUCAAGAUUAGUGGGAUUGAAUUGAUUGGUAGAGAUGCAAUUCCAGGGUUGUUUUAUACCAACAACAAGAAUUUGGUGCUCCCUGUUUUUCCCAGUGAUCACUUUGGACUACUGUUAACAAUCUGCCCCUCACAGAUUUGACUAAUUACACUUUCAUCCACAAAAGUUGAAC
Molecule: messenger RNA, 961 nt
Organism: Erythranthe guttata (spotted monkey flower)
Lineage: Eukaryota; Viridiplantae; Streptophyta; Magnoliopsida; Lamiales; Phrymaceae
Source: RefSeq, a predicted model, not a curated record